This is a messenger RNA of Phoenix dactylifera (date palm), 1242 nucleotides long. Its product is annotated as Ribosomal protein L18e/L15 superfamily protein. Gene Ontology annotation, cellular component: mitochondrial large ribosomal subunit. Lineage: Eukaryota; Viridiplantae; Streptophyta; Magnoliopsida; Arecales; Arecaceae. Gene Ontology annotation, molecular function: structural constituent of ribosome. The record is from RefSeq and is a predicted model, not a curated record. Gene Ontology annotation, biological process: translation.
CCCAAACCCAACCCCCGCGGCCUAACGUUUACGAUGUGGCGCCGCCUCUCUCUGGUCUCCAAGCUCAAGCCUUCGAUCCUCCCUCAAACCCCCAUUCCCCGACCCCUCUCCCUCGCCGUUCUUCCCCUCUCCAGGACCCUAGCGCCACCAGCUCCGCCUCCGACGCCACCGUCGGCGGCGGAUCCUUAUGGGGUCUUUAGGGCUUCGUACGGCCAGGUGGCGGGGAUGGGUUCCUCGCCGGCGACGGUCAGCCUGCUGAAGCUGAACGAUCUGAGGAACAACGUGCCGAGGAAGAAGAAGAAGCGAAAGGGGCGGGGGAUCGGGUCUGGCACGGGGAAAACGGCCGGGAGGGGGCACAAGGGCCAGAAGGCGAGGGGAACCAUGAAGUUUGGAUUCGAGGGAGGCCAGACCCCGCUGCGCCGCCGCCUCCCACGAAGGGGGUUCAAGAACCCAUUCAGCCUCAUCUUCCAGCCAGUAGGAUUGGGAAAGAUUGCAAAACUCAUAAAUGCAGGCAAAAUUGAUUCAUCAGAACUGAUAACAAUGAAAACUCUCAAGGAUACAGGUGCCAUAGGGAAGCAGAUAAAAGAUGGUGUUAGAUUGAUGGGUCGUGGUGCAGAACACAUCAAAUGGCCAAUUCAUUUUGAGGUAUCAAGGGUGACAGCUAGGGCAAAGGCUGCAGUAGAAGCUGCAGGUGGGUCUGUGAGGAAGGUGUACUACAACAAAUUGGGAUUCCAGGCACUGCUCAAGCCUGAGUGGUUUGCCAAGAAGGGACGCCUCUUACCAAGAGCUGCCAGGCCCCCACCAAAGCAGCGAGAUAAGGUUGAUAGCAUCGGUCGCCUACCUGCCCCAACCAAGCCAAUACCUUUUACUGCAGAAGCUCAAGCAGCGGCCUAAGCACAAAUGACACAGAGACAGUGGAAUGCAGUAUUUGCAGAUGGAUUUCUGAGGCUUCCAAAAUGGCAGUCGAAUGUCUUGCCAAUAGAUUUGUUAAAAUAAUCGAGCAUGGUCAGCUUCUGCCAUCCACAUGUUGUUUGUUCUGAAAUGGACAUUUUUUUCCUUAUUGAAUCCAUCAGCCUGAAUUGUUGAGUUCCGUCUAGUUUUUUUUUUAAUUAAAUUUUUGUUUUUCCAGUGGAUGUCUUCAGGAGGGGGAGAUGUACGAGAGUUUAGCUCGGUUAGAUUUACGAGAGUUUGUACAAGUUUUUUUUCUUUCAUAAACAUGGCAAUAUACGAGAUUAUCCAAUC